AAGAGAGAACCUCAAAUCUCCAAUGAGACCUGCAUAGUGCUUUCUUCAGCAGAGACAGCUGAACUGCACCUUGUUGCUGGAUUGCCUGCUGCAUGCACAAGUGAAACAGCAUUCUGGCAACCUUGUGAACAACCUGCCUCUCCCACAGAACUGCUGGGGGAACUGGAGGUUUCAGCUGCUCCAAGUUUCUCGAAGAUCCGGUUUGUGACGACACACAGCACAGCGGCCAGUUACAGCCAUGGGUUCCUGGCAAAGGACAGCGGCGCGGGGCCCGGCAGCCCGCGGACAUGCACUGUGAGCUCGCCGCGGGGCAGAAAGGCAGCAGCGCCCGCUUCGAGCUGACCGACAAAUGCCAGGGAGCGCCCCAGAAGGAUCUGCCGCGGGCGACUCGUCCCAGCGCUGCUAAAUCCCACUUGAGUCCUCAGAUGUCCUUUAAAGUAUCUGUCAGCAACGGCGGUGACCACGCAGAGCCUCAGCAGAGCCCCCCUGAAAUGUCAGCACCUCUGCUAGAUUUCAUCCCCAAGCGACCCAGCAUAUUCGAGAGGAUCCCGAUUCUGCCGAGGGCGCAGGAGCUGCGAUGCGCUAGAGGCUCUAAAGAUUAUUUCCAGCAGCAGAAACAUCAGAGCGUGAAGGUGAACGGUGGCUACAAUCAUUGCAAUUUGAUCUCCGAGAAGAAGACCAUGAUGGACAUGGAGAUGACAAGUAGUUCAGUGCCCGUCUGCAGGCAAGGGCUGUUCAUCCACACAGGCAACUCCCUCAUGCGAGAGCACCCCCUGUCCCGGGAGAGGCUGCUGCACGUGGGUCAGCUCAACCUGGCACACUCGGAUAUGAGGUCACCCAGGUUUCAAGACUCAGUAGAUUCUGCUGCUCCAUGCCUGAAUGGAAGUCACCCGGCUCAGCACAUUAAACAAGAAUGCCCGAGUGAUUAUAAGGUUCUAUCUGAGGCUUCCACACAUAGGAGGAUUACGGAGGGGAUGGAGCUGAGAGCCUCCGGUAGUCUGCAUCCUGAACUAGACCUAAUGAAUAAUAGCUUUACAAAUUCACUUUCAUCCUACUUGUUUAAUAAUGAACACAGCUCCUCCCUGAGUCCUUUGUCACUUGGCACCCCUCAGCACUCAGCUAGGCUACAAACAAGCAACCUGAAGAAGAGAUGCAUCUCUGUUGUGCCGUCUUCAGCCGAAGGAAUCGAUAUUACCGCGAUCAUCCGCACAUCGCAGACGUCACUGGUCACCUGUGUGAAUGGGCUGCGAACUAAUGCAGCUGGCAUUUCCUCUCAUCCUGUGGAGAUCAGUCAUCACAGUGCUCAAAAAUCCUCUCAGCCCCAAUCUUGCUCUCAGCCUGGAAACCCUUGCAGUAUUCCCUCCCCUCCAGCAUGUCUUGUACCUCUUUCCGCUGACUGUGACAGAGGUGACUGUGAGCAGAUACAAAUGCAGCAAGUGGAGGAGAAUGGAAGCCUCAGCCUUAUGAUGAAUGGUACUGGCAUUGCUCACCAGAACACCUCGCACGGCACCCAGAAGGUGAGUUUCUUAAAACAAGAACCAGCUGACGAUUAUUCCUCCAGUGCUGAUCUUUUUCGCCAUCACCAGGGGCUGCCUCCCCCUUACCACCUCCACCAGCAGCUAAGCCAGACCCAAGGGACUCUGCCUCACUUAAACGCCUCCAUGUCUCCAAAGUCCCUGCAGCCCAGUGACGGGGAUGAACAGGACCUGAGCAGUGGCAAACAGGUCUGUCAGUGGAUUGACUGCAGUGCCACUUAUGACCAACAAGACGAACUGGUCAGACACAUAGAAAAGACUCACAUUGACCAGCGGAAAGGAGAGGACUUCACUUGCUUCUGGGCAGGCUGUGUCCGCCGCUAUAAACCCUUCAAUGCUCGUUACAAACUGCUGAUUCAUAUGAGGGUUCAUUCUGGAGAAAAACCAAACAAGUGCAUGUUUGAAGGGUGCAACAAGGCAUUUUCUAGGCUUGAGAACCUCAAGAUUCACCUCCGGAGUCAUACUGGGGAGAAGCCAUACCUGUGUCAGCAUCCUGGCUGCCAGAAAGCUUUCAGCAACUCCAGCGACCGGGCAAAGCAUCAGCGAACACACCUGGAUACCAAACCCUACGCCUGCCAGAUCCCCGGCUGCUCCAAGCGCUACACCGACCCCAGCUCCCUGCGCAAGCACGUGAAGGCUCACUCGGCCAAAGAGCAACAGGUGCGUAAGAAGCUAAAGUCCUGUACUGAUAUCGAACAAGACGUACUGAGUGAAUGCUUAGCUAUGCAACAACUCCACACAUCUUCACAGCACAUUCUGGAUGGGAAGUGUGGUAGAACUGUAGGUCCUCAUGAUUUAAUUACAGGCAUGUACAGUGGUUCCAGCAGCAGCCACAACGGCCCCUCCCCAGGUGUGCUGCCGUCCCCUCAUGACAUCCCUUCAAGGCACCUUCCGCUCGACUCCGCCCUUCCCAGCCCACAUCACCAGCAGUCGCCGUUGGACAGUGCCAGGGAAGGGCUUGCUCCCAACAUAAUCUCUCCACUUGUCAGCCCCCUGAAAGCGUUAGUUCCACCGUCCCUCCUGCAGAAACACGGCUCUCCAUCGUCCCACAGCCAGUCACCAAAUGGGCAGCAGUUUUCUGGAAUUCCAAAUACACCUUACGCUCCGUUUCAAAACCAGUCAGUACAGCAGGGAGCUCAAGGUUACCAAGGCAGCUUUCACUCCAUACAGAACUGUUUCCACUAUGGAGACUGCUACAGAACAAUGGACCAGUCUGUCACCAGUGAUGUGCUCACAGGGGAAUCCCAUUGCUUCAACCCUCUGAGGCAGAAUGGCUAUCACAUACUCAAUGCACCUUUAGCUUCAACAGGCUAUGACACAAUCCCUGAAGCACAGUGUGUGUCCGAAGACAUGGUCUCCAGCGGAACGGAUGAAAAUGGGUUCUUCCAAAACGGCGCCUUUGAUCACUGCUUGAAUCACAUUCCUUCCAUCUACACAGAUACCUAAAGCAGUGCUGGCCUUGUUUCCUUUAUUAUACCUAUAACUGUGUAUGUAAUAACAAAGGGUUUGUUCAAGUACUUUUAUUUAGUCUGUAUCCUUGUAUGUGCUCAUUUAAAUGAACACCUCACAUUUACCAAACCAUUUUAUACAUGAAUAGUCUGUAUAAGAUAAUAUUGGAAACCUGUUCCUUUGCUGUGGCACUUUGAAAUUCAUGCUUUAAGGGAAUGAGGAGCAUUUUAAGCAGCUUGUUUUGUAAGUUCUCUCAGUAAAGUGUAAAUGUAAAUUAUAUAAUAAACUUGUAAAGAAGAGCUUUUUCAUCUUGGAAAGUAUGUUUCCAUUUGAGAAUGUUGUUCCCUUUAAUCAGUUUCCAUUUAACUUGUUGGUCAGUUCUUCUCUUUUUUUCUUUUUUUUUUUUUACUAAAAGGACUUUUUUUAAUCACAGACCUCAUGUAUAUAAAGAUCUACAUUUGCUCGGCUGGUUUUGUAUUUUCAGUUUUACAAGAAAGCAUUAAAAACUGGAAACAAGUGUACUGUCGUUCCUUAACACAGUCUGUCUCCCUGAUAAAUCCUGAUAUUACAUUAUUUAAAUGCCUGAGUGAUUUUAACAAAGCAGUGACAUUUCAGUCACUGUGACAUUAAAGCAAGUCCAAGUGAACAUGAUGAAAACCAAGGGCUUCCAGCAGCACAGGCGUCACCUGCAGCAGUUUGGCUCCCUGUCACUGUGGCUGCAUUUCCCAGCUUAGUGGUGAUUCCUGGGAUUCCAGGCAUCCUCCAGGGGCUCCCAAGCUGUGCCGAGCAGGCACGUUAGACCUGAGCU
This is a messenger RNA of Lepidothrix coronata (blue-crowned manakin), 3792 nucleotides long. It is a transcript of the gene GLIS1, whose product is annotated as GLIS family zinc finger 1. The coding region runs from base 288 to 2981 and encodes 897 amino acids. Gene Ontology annotation, biological process: regulation of transcription by RNA polymerase II. Gene Ontology annotation, cellular component: nucleus. Gene Ontology annotation, molecular function: zinc ion binding; DNA-binding transcription factor activity, RNA polymerase II-specific; RNA polymerase II cis-regulatory region sequence-specific DNA binding. Lineage: Eukaryota; Metazoa; Chordata; Aves; Passeriformes; Pipridae. The record is from RefSeq and is a predicted model, not a curated record. The transcript is spliced from 13 exons.